Sycon ciliatum is the source of this 1730-nucleotide messenger RNA. RefSeq names its product ankyrin repeat domain-containing protein 27-like. The record is from RefSeq and is a predicted model, not a curated record. The transcript is spliced from 10 exons. Gene Ontology annotation, biological process: protein localization to ciliary inversin compartment. Lineage: Eukaryota; Metazoa; Porifera; Calcarea; Leucosolenida; Sycettidae. The coding region runs from base 620 to 1624 and encodes 334 amino acids. Gene Ontology annotation, molecular function: protein binding. Gene Ontology annotation, cellular component: ciliary inversin compartment.
UCAAGCGCAAUGUCCAAGAAGCCGGCUUGACUGCGACUUACUACCUUAGCAGAUGUUCGUAUCCUACAAGACAGUGCAGUAGUGAGUUGACAAAAAUGUCAAAGGGCUGUCAACAAUGGUCAACCAACGACCACGUCGUCCUUGUGCGAUAGUCAGGUUUACGACGGGAGUGCGGCCCCCGGCGCCAAGAGCACAUCACUGACUGGAGCGGAGAGGUCGGAACACCACGGAGAGGCGCGCGCACCGCGUACAGUCCUUGGCUUGGAUCUACGGACAGGCAGUCCGUGCAGCGCUUUGCGGACAAGCCAAUGAUAAUAGUCAGCGAGUCUGAGAACGGCACAGAUCAUUCAGCUGACGGUUGCGGCACUGUGGACAGACAGUAAACAUGGCUAGAUAGUGGACUAGUAUAAAGAUCUACUGGCUGGAGUCCAGCCCUUCGUCUUUUCUAGAUCAACUGGCUGUGUCAGUGAAAGAAAUUUCUUAAACCGAAAAUUGUGUUAUCGACUGAGUUAUUCUUUGGCCUAGAGGUGGAAAGUCUUGCAGUUUGCUAAGUGGACAUGGUAGCGGUGCUUGCUGAGUGAGAGUCCACGCUACGUAUGGUGCCAUUGGUGGUGAAACCAUGACUACGGAGAGUCUCAGCAAGGAAGAGUAUCUGCUCCGCCUUGUAAAGAGUAACAAUCAUGAGGAAUUGAGGAAGGAAAUCCUUCACGAGGACAUGACAUUGAAGAAGGCUGUAGCAAACUUGACAUAUACCAACGGAGAGGGAGCGAAGGAACCAUUAGUGGGUCGGUUGCUAUUCAAUGCUUGCCGUGAUGUUCGGCUGGAGUGUGCCUGCUUCCUUGCGGACUGUUGCGGAGAAACAGUGAUCAACCAGUGUUAUCUCUAUACUGACGGAAAUGGUAUACGGCGGCGCACUCCACUACAUAUGGCAUGUCGGAGGGGUCACAUUGAUAUGGCCAAGCAUCUUGUCAAGUGUAAAGCCAACGUGGACAAGACUGACAAUGACGGUAGCCUUCCUGUUCAUUGCGCUGCCAAGAAUGGACAUCUGGAAGUAGUCAAGUAUCUACUAAAUCUUCAACCCGACACGAUCUCUGCAAAGAAAGAUAACGGUAGCCUUCCUGUUCAUAGCGCUGCCGAGAAUGGACAUCUGGAAGUAGUCAAGUAUCUACUAGAUCUCCAACCCGACACGAUCUCUAUGCAGGGCAGGAACGGUAACCUUCCUGUUCAUUUUGCUGCCUGGCACGGGCAUCUGGAAGUAGUCAGGUAUCUACUAGAACUCCAACCCGAUAUGAUCUCUGUGAAGGGCAGUGACGGUAGCCUUCCUGUUCAUUGCGCUGCCAAGAAUGGACAUCUGGAAGUAGUCAAGUAUCUACUAAAUCUUCAACCCGACACGAUCUCUGCAAAGACAGAUCACGGUAACCUUCCUGUUCAUCGGGCUGCCAAUACAGGACAUCUGGAACUCGUCAAGUAUCUACUAGAUCUCCAACCCGGCACGAUCUCUGCAAAGAACAAUAACGGUAGCCUUCCUGUUCAUAGAGCUGCCGAGAAUGGACGUCUGGAAGUAGUCAAGUAUCUACUAAAUCUCCAACCCGACAUGAUCUCUGCAAAGAACAAUGUAAGUUGAGCAAUCUCUAUCCUUGAUUCUUCUUUAGCAUUUUUUUACUAGAACUCCAACCCGAUACGCUCUCUGUGAAGGGCAAGGUAAGUUAAGCAAUCUUUUCUUCUUCAUU